AUGAUGUCGAAUGAAGCCACCGACAGGGAUAAACCCGUGUUUAUCCCAGACUUAUUACGUGAAGCAAUACAUAUACGAACACCAUGGGUUCGGAAUGCACUUUCGGAAUUUUUUGGCACCUUUCUGCUCCUGUUUAUUGGUAUUGGUAUUGUAAUGCAAUUUGUGCUAUCCAAUGAGCGACUAAACACUUGGGUUCAAAUCAACUUCGGUUGGGGUUUCGCCAUAUCUUUUACAGUAUAUUGUUGCGCUAAAACGUCAGGUGGACAUUAUAAUCCUGCUGUCUCGUUGGCAAUGGUCACUUUUGGCAGACUUUCUGUACGCGAUUUCUUUAUAUAUAUCAUAGUCCAAACACUUGGCGCUUUCGUUGGAGCUGCAGGUGCUUAUGGGAUUUACUAUAGUAAGUUUUGCUAAAA
This is a messenger RNA of Strongylus vulgaris, 413 nucleotides long. Lineage: Eukaryota; Metazoa; Nematoda; Chromadorea; Rhabditida; Strongylidae. The record is from the annotation of a GenBank genome assembly.